CACGCGCGCACACGCACGCGACUGAUGUCAGUGUGUCGGUCGGCUGAGUCGCGCGCGCUGCCUGUGGAUGCCAGCCGGAGCCACCGGGGACCAGUGGAUCUUGUUUUGCCGUAAAAUUGGAGGUUUUCAAACGGAGCUUCUGAGCGCGGGGAGCUCGCGGCGCUGGAGCCGUUCACUCCGCUCUCCGAUCUUCUGACCUUCAGCAACCUCUGAUGAUCUCAAAGUGAUGACCCACCUUCAUCAUCAUCACCACACCCGUCGCCAUGGUCACCCAUCACCUCGGUGACCGACCUGUCCGCCACCAAACCCUCCGCCUCCUCCCCUCUUUGCUCCCAUCCAAUCGGCCACGGUGAUGCACGUGAUGGGCAGCGUCUCCCCGGCCAAUGAGAGGCAGGGAUUCUUCCUCCAGGAGGAGAGCGUGGCCAUCACCGUGCCAACGUCUCCCCAUCGUCCUCUGUCUGGAUUUUCUGAUGUCGAGGACAAUCGGGGGAGACCGUCACUACCUCCCCCUCCUCCCCCAGCACCUCCUCCUCCUCCCCCUCCUCCCCCUCCUCCUCCUCCUCCACCCCUGCUUCCAGGGCUAGGAGAUCCUGUAGGAGGCCUGAGGAAGAAGAAGAGAGUGAGGAGUUUCUUUUGGAAGACGAUACCAGAGGAUCAGGUGAAGGGGCGGGCCAACCUGUGGACUCAGGGCCGAGUGCAGCAGCAGUACCAGAUCGACGUCCGCACCAUCGAAGAGCUGUUUGGUCAAAACGACAAUCAGUCACACACUGAGGCCACGCCCACCAGGGGAGGGAAGACGAGGAGCUCGUUCAGAGAGGCCAAAGAGGAGGUCUGCAUCCUAGACUCUAAGCGAGGGAUGAACAUCGGGAUUUUCCUCAAACAGUUCAAGAGGUCCAAUCAGAUGAUAGUAGACGACAUUCACCAUGGCAACAGUGAGCCUUAUGGGGCGGAGCCUCUGAGAGAGCUGCUGAAGCUGCUGCCGGAGAUAGAGGAGGUGAAGAAGCUGAAGGGGUACCGAGGCGACGUCUCUAAGCUCUCAUUGGCCGAUUCCUUUGUGUACCUGCUGGUUCAGCUCCCCAGUUACUCGGUCCGUAUUGAGUCCAUGCUGUUGAAGGAGGAGUUUCCUGGAGCGUGCGAGGCCAUGAAACGAGACAUUAGGAUUCUUCGUUCAGCCACCAGAGAGUUGAUGUGUUGUGAGGAGCUCCAUGCUGUUCUCCACCUGGUGCUGCAGGCUGGAAACAUCCUCAACGCUGGAGGUUACGCAGGAAACGCAGUGGGUUUCAAGCUGUCUUCCCUUCUGUCUCUGGCCGACACCAAGGCCAACAAACCAGGCAUGAACCUGCUGCACUUUGUCGCUCUGGAAGCCCAGAAAAAAGACACAAAGCUGUUGGAGUUUCCUCUGAAGCUGAGUCACAUCGAGCCUGCAGCCAGGAUCUCCGUGGAAACGCUGGACGCUGAGCUUCACUGGUUGACAUCUCGCACGCGCUCAGUAGAGGAGAACGUCCAGAGAGACACGGAGCUGCUCCAGCAACUCGACGGCUUCCUGCAGUCGGCCACCUCGUCCCUGUGCUCGCUGCGCGGCAGUCGGCAGCAGCUGAGGAGGGAGGGCAACGAGCUGAUCGACUUCUUCUGUGAAGACAGAGACACGUUCAGGCUGGACGACUGCUUCGGCAUCUUCAACACCUUCUGCUCCAAGUUCUCGCAUGCUGUCAAGGAGAACAUGGAGAGGGAGGCAAAGGAGGCCGCGCGGCGCCGGAGGAUACAGGAGCUGGAGGAGCAGAAGAGGCACUCAUGGGCCGGCGGUGAGGAGGUGGGUGGAGCCUUCGGGUUGCGCUGCAGCAGCGAGACGGACAUGUCAUCUGCCAUGUCACGACAUGAUGAGGCCGGGCUGCUGAUGGAGCUCCUGACCCCUAAGUACCGCCCCCGCUCACCCUUAUUAAACAACUCCCACAAUUCUCUGGGGCGCUCAGGGAGCCUACGACGCUUGCGACACUCCCCAUCCAGCUCGCCAUCCAUCGCCGCAGACCGUGAACUGACCACGCUCCUGGGGAUGGCGACCUCUGAACACAAAGAGGCGAGGACAGCUUUUCUAUCAGCCUCACCAGAGCUCAGAAGUCCAGGACUCUCCCCUCAGACACUAAGAGUCCCAUCAUUCAGCUUCCCCCAAAACCAGCAGCCUCAAACCUCCUCCUCGCCUCCCAAAACUUCUUUGAGCACGCAAAACCAUACAACCGCCACUUACCUCAGCUUCGACGCUACCCAGACUCGAGUGAACACCACAGAUAAAGCUAAGGUCAAAACUACCUCUGAUUCGAACCAGCAAUCCGACCACAACAACAACGGCAAAGAUCGACUCGGAACGCUUUCAGAUCAACAGUCUGGUUUGAGGGGGGAACUCGCUAAAGCUGAUCCUGAUCUUCGUGGAAGGAUCUCCUGCAGUGACGAGAAGUUCCAAUGCAACACCUCUACCACAGGAAACAUGUCUGUGGUUUUAGAGAAAUGCACGCUGGUGCCUGAGCUGAAAGUGUUCGACAAGGUCGCCACCAUGACCGGUCACAACGACACAAGUCGCCUCCAUGACCAUCACCGGGACGAUGUGGUGAUCACAGAUUUAGAAGAAGAGGUGGACAAGAAGGCGCAGAAUUACCCCGCAGAAAAAUCAGAGACUAGCUCUUCCUUGCCAAAACGAGAGGAAGAGGAAGGACGAGAGGAGACGGUGGUUGUAUGGUGUGUGACAGGUGUGUGCGAGGCAGCCGGCGAGCUCACGCACACUGACAACACACAUGCACAAACUGAGCAGGAUCAGUUUAGAAAUGACAAUCAGGGAGGAAGCAAACAAGUGUCUUCUGCCCCAGCCAAUCGCACGCCUUCAGAACCUCAGUCGGCCAAUGAGAAGCCAGUGCCUGUACCCAUCAGCAGCCAACCGGUGCCUGUCUCCCGCUGUGACGACCCCUCGCACCCAGCCUCUUCCCCUAGGUGGCACCCUGCAGAGCCUGCAGAGCCUGCUCUCACCGCAGGUGCCUCUGAGGAAGUUAAAGAAGCAGCCAAUCAAGAGAAAGAAGCAGAGGGCUCCACCAAUGAGGAGAGAGAUGUGGAGACUGUCCAAGAACAGUCAACAGGUGACCAGAGCAGGGACGAGACUGCUUCCUGUCAUGCAACCAGUGAGAACACAGAAGCAGCUUCCUCCACUAAUGGAAAGGCAGAAAAUUCGUCCAAAUCAUCCUCAAAGAACCUCCCUACCUCUAAAACUCGACCCCCUGGGAUGAAACCAGCCGCCACCACCGGCAACAAAUGUAAACCAGUCCGCACCCUCACCAACUCCGAGAACCAGGGCAUGAGGCGGGUUGUUCCAAUCUCCAGGACCAGCCGAGGCGCUUCCUCUUUGGUUAAACACCCUGAAAAGCCUCCAGGCCACCAGCGAGGCUCCUCAAGCACUGCAACACCGACUGCCUCCAAUCUCAGCAGCACCUCUGUCCGGCGAGGAGAGAGGCCGUCGACUGCGCCUUCAUCCCGGCGCUCCAGUAUCAACAAGGCACCAGACCCCAAGGACUCAAAAGACCAGAGGGUUCCAGGUACACAGAGGUCGGCUCGAGAGAAAAACCAGGACUUGCAAAGGAAGCCGUCCGUCCGAAAGCCGUUAACAAAACCCAAACCUCCGCCGGAGGAGAAGAUGUGUCGCUCCACGCUGCGUGCGCUCUCUCAAGGAGGUGGAGGCAGCGUCAGUGCGCCUGUUACACCUUUGCACAAAGCCGCUACCCCGUCAUCAUCACAGCUUCCAGGUUUCGCCCGAAGCACCGCUUCUUCUUCUUUCAGACGGACCCACACUACCCUCGCUCCUCCUGCUCCUUCACCUCACACUGGCUCUGACUCCUCCCCUAAAUCCUCCCCCAAAACCACCUCCUCCUUCGCUAUGCCUUUCACCCGUACAGGCUCACUAAGAGUCCCUGCCACCUCCAGAUCCUCAGAUCUCCUCAACCCAUCCUCAUCUUCCUCGUCCUCCUCCCCACUGAGGUCUCAGAGCAUCAGGGCAUCAACUCGCUCGCCCGUCCACAAUUCGCCAGCUCCUCCUAAAGGCCACCGGCGGACCAACAGCGGCAACUUCUCUGACAAGUCAACUCACUCCAGGGACUCGGGCAAGUCCACCAGGCCGAGCUGGAGAUAACAAGAGCAAUUCGGUGGCUGCAUUCCAACAGAAGCAGUGUCUCCUCUACCUUCCUUUAGUGGACGUGAAGUCAGAGGAUACAUUCCAAUAUGAAGAAAGGACUCUUAUUUAUGUAGGAAGCAAGGACACAUUCCUGAGCAAACAUCUCAAGUUUAGCCGCAGAAAAACAGAAGGUUGCGUUCCAAUGAGAAGCACAGACACAGUCGAGGUUGAAGGCCUCGUUCUGUUAUAAAGAACUUUGUCUCCUAUGCACUAAAGCCGGUGGUCAAAGGAUGCAUCCCAUUUAAGAACCCUGCAGUAAGUACACUUAAAGGAUAAAGGAAGUUCCAGCAGUGCCACGUGAAACAUGAUAGUGAUGAAACAAUUUACUUAUUACAAUUACUUAUUUGCUUGAACUCGAAAUCUUUUGACUUUAGUCGACUAAUUUGGACUCCAACAUGCAUUUUAUUUAGCACUCACCUUCCUAAGCUCUUUGUAACCACGUUUCCAACAAACACUUUUGGUAUAGAACUCUUAAGGCUCAUUCAUCCUCUGCACUGGAUACAUGUUGUCGGCCCGAAAUGGGUUUAUAUCAAGUCCACAAAGUGUCUUAACUCGUCAGUGAAUUUCACCAAGAACAGCGACACUCCAACACGAGUAAAAUACAGUAAAGGAAAGCUUCUGAUUCCUAUGUGUUAAACCCCACCAGCUGGAUUAUUAUUAACACAUAAGUUCCUUUUCCUAAGAGCUUUGAAGUCAUAUAAAGGUCACCAAGCACUUCUAUACUUGCAUUGACACCCAUUUAUACUGCUUCCAGUUUCAUUUUCAUGGCAGUUAUUUUGUCUUAAGCGCUCCAUCGUAGGCAACUCGACCUGCUUGAGUUUCUUGCAGACGUUUCACCUCUCAUCCGAAGGGCCUCUUCAGCUCUAACGGACUGGUGCGGAGUCGCAGGCUUUAAACUCUGCGUGGGUGUGAACCCUUACACCCGUCGUUGGAGUCACAAGAGGAAGAAUGUCAGGAAUUUGAAAGAACAUCAAGGAAGCUGACUGAUUACAGGAACCACCUGCAUUUCAGUUUUAGAUGCAGGCAACACAGGAUCUUGCCGAACAGUUUACACUUGGCGAAAGGACACAGGGCUGCAGCAGUCCUUCAGAGGGCUCCGAACCAGCUGCCCAAUGAGAGAGUGAGACAGAUUCACUUCACCAUUGAUCAAGGGCGUAGGAAUGAGUUUAACAUUGGGGGGCAAGUGAGUUAGAGAUUUCAAAAUAAAAUAUUUUUCUCCUCUGAGGUAUAAUUUUUGGGUGGGACAAAUGCACCUGUCUCCAAUAUUCCCCCCGGUUCCUACGCCCUUGCCAUUGAUGCACCCAGGCAAGCUCAGGGGUUUAGUGUUGCUGUAGCCCACAGGAACAACGCUCCACGCUGCUUUUUUUUUUCUUCAAGCGAGUAUUAGAAUAUAUGGAGUGUGUGUCAUGUAAAAACUAAAGUGAUGGUCAAAGUUGUCACAGUGAAAUUUAAGGUGAUGGAUUCACGUCAUCAACUCGUGCAUUGAGUAACAUUACAAGUUAACGUUCCACCUUAUAAAAGUUGCCGGACAUAGUUUUGUUUUUACUUUGACACUUGUGUCACUGCAGUGCGUUUAUGAAGCCCCUCACUUUCAGAUUAAUUUAGAAUUGGAGGUAAACCUUAGUGUUUCUGUGCUGUGGACUGUUGCUGUUUGAUAAAUUCUGCAUUCCACAUCUGGAGACGUGCACCAUCCUCCGUGGACCAAACUACUCCUCAACCUGCGUCCUUGCAAGACGUAGUUUCGUCUGUUUUUUUCAAGUGUUCCAGGUCAACAGCAUGUGAUCUAGAGGGCUAAAUACAACAGCAAGAGGCAAGGCUAACCUGGAGCAAGGAGAGUCACCACACAAGAGUCGGUUUAGAGGCCUGAACGCCCUCACUUUGUUGAGAGGUCACAGACAUUGCAACACACCACGGGCAAGGAACAACAGACACGCUUAUUCCUGACACUACACUCUUUUGAGACCUCAGCGACUGUGUAAGGGUCACACCCACACAGAGUUUAAAGCCUGCGACUCCGCACCAGUCAGUUAGACGUGAAGAAGCCUCUUGGAUGAGGGGCGAAACAUCUUCAAGAAACUCAACAAGUCCAGUUGCCUAUGAUAGAGCACUUAAGAUCACCAUGACCUGGGUGACUUGGAAACUUCUCCGACAGGCUAGUACUUUGCCUUCUCAAGAAAAUCAAACAUGAAAAAAUCAGCUGCCACACCGGUCAGUUUUCAAGGGAAGAUGAAAGAAGAACAUAAAUGUCUGUGUCUCUAAAUGUGUAAUGAUAUUUUUCAUUUCUGCAGUGUUUCUGGUUAACUGACGUGACUGAGUCCCGUUUUCUUUUUCUGUCUCCUCCUGAUUAACUUUAUGUCUUAAAUUUAUAUUAAAUCCUGCACCUUUAACGUCACUAACCGCGCUGAGCAAUCCCUGUACGUCCGGCCUGAUUAAAAUAAAAAUGAUUUUAUUGUAUUUUAAAGAAAUUUUUAGAUAAAUCACAGAGAAUCAUGAAGUGUAAAAGAAAAGAGUGAUUAGUUUAGACGAGGGGAUGUUUAAAGUGUCUCUGAUUCAAACCAACAGUGUCUGACUCACUGGGAAAAGUCUGCAGUGCCAACUUUGUUCAUAUGACGAUAUUUGUAUGUUUAUGUAUCUCUAUUUAUGUAUGUAUGAAGUUAAUAUUUGAUAUAUAUAUAUAAUAUAAUCUAUCUGCUAAUUAAUAAAGUAAUAUUCCUCCAGCAUGCUGCGCAGUUUGUUUCUGUUCACCAGAGCUCAAUCUGUCUUUAAUAUAUUAUUAUUAUUUAUUUUUAAUUUUUUUUUGCUUUAAGAUAAGUCACCUGAAAUAAUAUUUAGCACCUGGUAAUUGUGUUUUAUUUUACUUUAUUUAGCUUUUAUGCUUUUUUUAGCGUUAAAGAACUAAAGAUUAAAAUAAAAUAAAAAACAGGACCAAAAAGGUGUAGGCUGAAGCCGUAGCUUAUUUAAACUACCCUUUUAACAUUCAUUAUUUUUAUCAGUUCCUUUACUUUACAUUAUAUAGAGCAAUACGAAACUGACAGACACUAACUAAGUAAAAACAUUACAUUGUGAAAAAUCCCAAACACAUUUCAUGUGCACUCUGGUCUUCAUACUUCAGUUUUAUGUCUGUCAAUGAUCUUCAAUGAUCUCAUUCAAUUAAACCGAUGAAUGAAACACACAUCUCAAAAAAAAAAAAGUUUCCAGAGAGUCAGCACAAAUAAACCUGUUAUCACGAGAAGAA
Molecule: messenger RNA, 7439 nt
Organism: Epinephelus fuscoguttatus (brown-marbled grouper)
Lineage: Eukaryota; Metazoa; Chordata; Actinopteri; Perciformes; Serranidae
Product: FH2 domain-containing protein 1-like
Exons: 14
Coding region: 353-4162 (1269 amino acids)
Source: RefSeq, a predicted model, not a curated record